AUGGUCCACUCCCCAGGGACUGCAAGGACACCCACCCGGUUCUACAUCCUCAGUGGAGACUCUGUAGGGGUCGAACAUAACUUCACCUCCAUCCCCCAGUUCAUGUACCUCGACCUGGCCGUUUCUUGGCCAGCAACUCAACCCGUCUGGCACCAACUCGCAAAGGGUCCCCAACAGUACAUCUUCCCAGCUGUGACAUCAGCUGACGGACAGACCCUGAUCGCCUUCCGCUUCAGCCCAACCUUUGCGAUGCGCUACAACAUUGCAUCCAACACCUGGUCGCCCUCCCAGAUCAACCCUGACCAUGCAUCUCUGCAGGGGAUCGGGGCUGUGACAGAUCCAGAUACGGGAUUGGUCUACAUGGCUGGAGGUUUCACUGGGAAUCGAGACACCAUGUCAGUUUACGAUUUUAAAUCCGAUACCAUCACCACUGCCUUUCAGCUGCCCGUGGACAUCUUGAAGUCUCGUGCAUAUUAUGCCAACGUCUGGGUAAAGUCCAGAAAAUCCAUCAUGUACUUUGGUGGAUACAAUGCUGCCCUCAACCGCAUUGCUACGGACAACGUCCUCACCGAGUUUGAUCCUAACACAAAUACCCUCUCCACCGUUGCAACGAUUGGACCCCCACCACCCAUGCGCUCCGAUCAUUGCAUGGCCUCUAACGACGAUGGCACAUUGAUUGUGGUAUAUGGUGGGCGCAUUCAAGGGUUGAUAUUUGCCAACGACAUCUAUGUCUACAACGUAGUAACGGGCGCAUGGAAAGCAGGACCACCAGGAUUGUUUCGUGUAUACGUGGCUUGCACCAUCGUCGGAAACCAACUCCUGGUGUGGGGAGGUCAGGACGAGAAGCAGAAGUUGGUGGGUUUGAAUGCCCUUAUUUUCGACAUCGACGCAAUGACUUGGACAGAUCACUAUACCGCUCCGAAAUCAUUUGCAGGACUACCCCAGCCAUCUGACGGCCCAAUCAACCCCUCUGGAACGGACUCGAGCGACAGGAGUGGAAAAUCAAGCCUUGGUCUUAUUGUUGGCGUAUCUAUCGGCGGAUUGGUUUUCAUCGUGGCGGCAGUUCUUGUAGGCUAUUUCGUCCAAAGACGGAGGAAGCAUCCUCAUGGCGCUUCGCUGUUGAACACUCGGGGAGACGACGAUGAUCCAGAUCGUAACCGUGGUGUAACAUACCCUGACGAGACCACCAGGAAUGAUGAGGAAUUGCAGCAGCUUCGAGUGCAACUUCAUACUCAACAAGAGGAAUUAGAGUUGCAUCGCCGCCUCAUGGAGCUCCAGCAGGAACAGCAGCAAAUCCAACAACAGCGACAACAGCAGCAAGCGUCUCAAUACCGACAGCAGACUCAACCCUAUCAAGCCGCAAGCAUCUACACCGCGCCUGCAGCCGGCGGCCAUGACCCUUUCAGAAAUGUCACCACCGAAUACCCCCAGGAUUCCAAAAAUAUCCCUAAUGUUGGAUCGUCGACUAUGACUUCAGCAGCGAAUCUUUAUUACUCUCAGCAACACCAGCACCAACAAGCACCUAUGAUUCCACCUAAUUCACCACCAAUCUAUGCCGCUCAUCCUUACCAGCCUUACGUCCUUGUUCCUUCGCCGACGCCAUCACACACGUUCAUCUCAACUAGCGUCAAUGCUAACAGCGGCACAAAUUCUACAGUGCCAAGUCGAGUCAACUCUAUCAGCGCCCUCAGUUAUAAUCACGGCGAAGGAAGCAGUAGUAGUAGUAGUAACGAGCCACGAGGGUACAAGUCUGGGGCACAGAGCAAUCCCCAGUUCGGCGCGCGCGAACGGUGA
Linnemannia hyalina is the source of this 1794-nucleotide messenger RNA. Lineage: Eukaryota; Fungi; Mortierellomycota; Mortierellomycetes; Mortierellales; Mortierellaceae. The record is from the annotation of a GenBank genome assembly.